AUGGCCCCGCGACCACUGGGGGGGCCAAAACGCCACCACCCCGGGCUGGAGGAUGGGAACAGAGCUAGCCGAGCACGGUCAGAGCAGGGCUUUGCUCUGCCCUCAGCCUCCAGGAUUAUCCUAGAGGGGGGAUAUCACCUGUGGCCUGGUCUCUGGUUUGUGGGGCUGCAGCCCCCACCCAGCCCAGCUUUGUCUCUGCCAUGGCCUCCCUGCCGCCAACGCUCCUUCUCCUCCUCCCAGGAGUCUUAUCCAGCUGUGCCCCCGAUCUGGUCUGUGGAGUCGGACGAUCCCAACUUGGCAGCUAUCCUGGAGAGGCUGGUGGAAGUCAGGAAAGGAAACACGCUGCUGCUGCAGCACCUGAAGAGAAUAAUCUCUGACCUCUGCAAACUCUACAACCUCCCCCAACACCCAGAUGUUGAAAUGCUGGACCAGCCUCUGCCGGCAGAACAAAGCACACAGGAAGAGGUGUCCUCUGAAGAGGAAGAUGAGGAGAUGCCAGAGGACACUGAGGACUUGGACCACUAUGAGAUGAAAGAGGAGGAGCCGGCAGAUGGGAGGAAGACGGAGGAUGAAGGCAUUGGGAAGGAAAACCUGGCCAUUUUAGAGAAAAUAAAAAAGAACCAGAGGCAAGAUUACUUAAAUGGUGCAGUGUCUGGGUCUGUGCAGGCCACCGACCGGCUAAUGAAGGAGCUCAGGGAUAUUUACCGAUCACCAAGUUUCAAGGGCGGAUACUAUGCAGUUGAACUAGUGAAUGACAGCCUGUACGAUUGGAACGUCAAACUCCUGAAGGUUGACGAGGACAGCGCUUUGCACAGCGAUCUCCAGAUCCUCAAAGAGAAAGAAGGAACAGAUUUCAUCCUCCUCAACUUCUCCUUUAAAGAUAACUUUCCUUUUGAUCCACCGUUCGUAAGGGUUGUGUCCCCGGUGCUGUCAGGGGGGUAUGUUCUGGGUGGCGGUGCCAUCUGCAUGGAGCUGCUCACCAAACAGGGCUGGAGCAGCGCCUACUCCAUCGAGUCGGUGAUCAUGCAGAUCAGCGCGACGCUGGUGAAAGGGAAAGCACGAGUACAAUUCGGAGCCAACAAGAACCAGUACAGCCUGACAAGAGCACAGCAGUCCUACAAGUCCCUGGUUCAGAUCCAUGAGAAGAAUGGCUGGUACACACCACCCAAGGAGGAUGGCUAGUGCAGAUACUGCAGGACCAAUCUGAUUAUCUUCUGGAUGCUCUAUUUGGAUCUUACUGAUGCCUCUUGGCUUUCUCCCAGGAUGUAAUAGCUCUGCCUGUUGCGGGACAAUACUGGCUGUUCAAAACUCUAAAUAAAACUGUUUAAGGAGUUGGACUGACCCAGAACACUUGCUGGGCCCAUGCUAGCAGGCAUUCUUGUUAAAACAAACUCGAGCCUCUUGUAUCGCUGGAAACUUUUGACUCUGCUCCAGUCUAGAGCGUCCUCCUUACCUAUGCUAUGGAUUUAAUUUAUUUUCUUAUUUCAUGUACACUGCUUUUUUUUGUUACAGUGUAUGAUGGAUGUGUAUGGAAAAUGUAUCUUUGGAGAAAAAUUACAGUUUGUUAAUUUGA
Manacus vitellinus (golden-collared manakin) is the source of this 1573-nucleotide messenger RNA. It is a transcript of the gene UBE2Q1, whose product is annotated as ubiquitin conjugating enzyme E2 Q1. The transcript has 12 exons. Lineage: Eukaryota; Metazoa; Chordata; Aves; Passeriformes; Pipridae. The record is from RefSeq and is a predicted model, not a curated record. The coding region runs from base 1 to 1182 and encodes 393 amino acids.